This is a messenger RNA of Acytostelium subglobosum LB1, 2070 nucleotides long. RefSeq lists its product as hypothetical. NCBI's taxonomy places the organism in Eukaryota, Evosea, Eumycetozoa, Acytosteliales, Acytosteliaceae. The coding region runs from base 1 to 2070 and encodes 689 amino acids. Gene Ontology annotation, molecular function: metalloexopeptidase activity. The transcript has 3 exons. The record is from RefSeq and is a predicted model, not a curated record. Gene Ontology annotation, biological process: proteolysis.
AUGGAUAUCAAGUUCAUACAUGUACUACUGGCAAUGCUGCUGGUGUUUGCAUUGUCAAGAUAUACUUUGAUCGUCACAUUGCCACCACAUCGACUUAAACUUCAAGAACAACAACAACAACAACAACAAACGAAUAUACAGACAUUGGUCGAUGCGCACAAGGUCAUAGAACAUACAGAGAGAUUGAUAGAGAUUGGCAACUCGAGAUUCGUUUAUGAGGAGAGCAGGAGUCUGGCACGCGAAUAUAUAAAGACUAGACUCAUGGAGUUUGGUCUGCCCGAGGACAAUAUCAUUUGGAAUCGAUUCGAAUGGGUGGAGCGAUACGCAGUCGGCAAGAACAUUACAACCACGACCUGGACAGGCAUUAACAUUGUAGUGUGGACAAACACUACGGCCCUGCCCGCCGCCCGUCCCAUCCGUGUGAUUGGCGCACACUAUGACACACUGCACUGGGGCAUCAACCGCACGUCUGGCGCACACGAUAACUUGGCCGCCACCGGCCUGCUCAUCGAGACGAUUGGCAUAUUCUUCCAGACGCAGCAGGCGCUGCCCCUCGAGGAGCAGGCGCCAUAUAUGUUCCUCUUUUUCGACCAGGAGGAGCCGGGCGCGCUGGGCUCCAAGUCAUUCGUCGACCACCUGCGCAUCAGCAAGAACCCACAACAGUAUGCGUACUUUGUCGACAUUGAUGCGAUCGGACAUCGGCUGGCACCAGGUCCAAUCUUGCAGACCUACCCCUACGAGCACCAGCACAAGACCCACUUCUCACCACGCUGGCUGGUCGAUCAUACACUGGCUUCAGCCUACCGUGUACGCCCCGAUGGCAUCUCGGUGGGCAAUGCUCAUCUUGGACUGUCCUUGCUAUACCAAGCGCACCGCUACCAUCUCCUGUCCAUCCCAUUCCUCAGUGAUGACGGUCCGUUUGCAUGGGCCGGCGUCCCAACCAUCCUGCUCACCGACCUGGACAUAUUCUACGGCCACAAUCCAGACAUUCAUUCUAUAACCGACCAGCCGUCGAAUCUGGACCCCGAAUCAUUGGCCGACACGUCAAAGAUCCUUAUGGAGUUCCUGCAAUCGACCAACACUGAUGCGGCCCUGCCCCCAUCAUCGACCAAGUCCACCGACAUGCAGAAUCCACUCAAGCGCUUCACACUUGGACUGAUCGCCAGUCUGUUCGAGACCAUCUUCUCUGGCCACCUUCAGUAUCUUGCCAUUGGCCCAGUAUCCAUCGGUUACUUUGAGUUACUGUCCUUAAUUUACAUUAUGAUUGCCUUCAUAUAUUUCAACUCAUUCCAAGCAUAUAGAUCUGUAGUGUUACAGGCAGAGCGACUGCCUAGCCACAGACCAAGGUUGGACAAUAUAUCAAAGAAGCGAUUCACAGAGUAUGGUGGUGGUGUGGCUGACUCUGACGACAAGGAGACGUUACAAUCUCCAUCAUCAACGAUUUACAAGAGACAUAGCAAUAACACCAACGAUCAGAGCGCUGUCACAGGUGGAAACAGCGGCAACAGCACGCCAGAGCACAGGACAGAGUCACACGAGCCAAUCACUGGCAAUAAUGUACACAGCGGUGUUAAUAAUCACCAUCGACAUCAGAUAUCAAGCGAACACUUCAGCGGCAACAAGAAUGACCUGGAUUUGGCAUCGUUCAGAGGAUAUCGAGUCCUGUUCUUCCACCUCUUUGCGCUGUCAUUCAUCGCCCUCAUCGACACAGUCUAUGUCUUUGAACUGCUCUGUCUUUCGUUCGUCUCCCUGACGACCAUCCACCUCCAUCGCUUCAAUAUCAACCUGUUGACUGGAUUCAUCUCUGGCGUAUUCUGUGCCAACUUCAUUUACAAGGACAUUACUCAGAUACUUAGAUUAGGAAGGCGUGGCGCGGGCUAUCUCGAGCUUAGACUGGCGCUGCUGAUGGCAGCUUACAUUGUACACACGAUACUGGUCGUCAUCUAUGGUUAUGACUUUGACAGGAAGAAGCUGAAGCUUAAAGAAUAUAUCGCAUUUGGAAAACAACAACAACUACAACAACAACUACAACAACAGAAUCAACUAAAGAGCGCCGAGAAGACAACUUAA